AUGGCAUUACAGCCGUUGCAGCUACAUGGUAUUGAUGGAAAAGGAGGCUUUCAACUUCCGCACCAGCUAUGUCGAAUCCACGGUGUUUAUGAUGCAUACAAUGGGACAGUUCCACUCGUGCUGAACUGGCGGGCAGGACCGCUGAGUUGCGACGAAGCUCAGAAGAACAUGAGCUCCUAUGCAUGCGUCAGCGACCACAGCGCGUGUGUAAACACCACCGGCGACAAGCCAGGUUACCGCUGCAGGUGCUCCGAUGGAUACGAAGGCAACCCUUAUAUCCAGAACGGAUGCCAAGAUAUUGACGAGUGCCUUCAAAAUGCUACUAUCUGCGGCUCUGAAAUGUGUGAGAACACGGCAGGGCAUUACACCUGCUCAUGUCGACGUGGAAAAAAUUGGACUAAUGGCAAUUGUCAAUCCCGUUUUCCAGUGAUGCCUGUUGUAGGUACAACUGUUGGACUAGUCGCCUUAGUGACUGCUUUAGCAUCUGCAUGCAUGAUCCAAGAGAGAAGAAAGCUACAGAAGAUGAAACGAGACUACUUUCGGCAGCACGGUGGUCUGAUAUUAUUUGAUGAGAUGAGGUCAAAGCAAGGUAUUUCAUUCAAAAUUUUCACGAAAGAAGAACUACAGGAAGCCACGAACAGGUUUAGUGAGCAACAAGUACUGGGUCAAGGGGGCUAUGGGACUGUGUACAAGGGGAUUCUUGAGGGCAACGUGGAAGUAGCGGUGAAGAGAUGCAAUACCGCCGACGAGCAACAAAAGAAAGAAUUUGGUAAAGAGAUGCUAAUCUUAUCUGAAGUCAACCAUAGAAACAUUGUGAAGCUCCUUGGGUGUUGCCUCGAAGUGGAAGUCCCCGUGCUAGUAUAUGAGUUCGUCCCAAAUGGCACCCUCUUCCAGCUCAUACACGGUAACCAUGGCCUACGUAUCUCCUUGGCUACUCGCUUGGGGAUCGCCCACGAGUCGGCCGAUGCGCUCUCCUAUCUUCACUCAUCGGCUUCGACACCGAUCCUCCAUGGUGAUGUCAAGUCCUCCAAUAUUCUUCUUGAUAGGGACAACAAAGCCAAAGUAGCUGACUUUGGUGCCUCCAUCCUGGCACCAAUUGAUAAGUCACAAUUCAUCACACUUGUACAUGGUACUUGCGGGUACCUCGAUCCGGAGUACAUGCAAACCAACCUGCUGACAGACAAGAGUGAUGUAUACAGCUUUGGGGUUGUUCUUUUGGAGCUACUCACGGGCAAGUUACCUUUUAAUUUCAAUCCGGAUGUCCUUGUCCAUGAAAAGAGCCUAGCGAUGAUGUUUAUGUAUGCCAUGAAGGAGAAUAAGCUCGAGCAAAUCUUGGAUGUUGAGCUCAAGGACGGGAAUAACACAGAGAUUCUUGAAGAGAUUGCGGAGCUAGCGAUGCGUUGCUUAGAGAUGUGUGGUGACAAUAGGCCAUCGAUGAAGGAAGUUGCUGAAAAGCUUGAUAGUCUGAGGAAGGUGAUGCAACAUCCAUGGGUGCAGCGGGACCCUCAAGAGAUGGAAUGCCUACUUGCGGAGCCCUCAUCGGUGGUCAGCUCGACAAUAACCAGUGCUGAAUAUUUCAGCAUCGAGAAGGAAGUUGUUAAUAGUCUGCAGUCAGGUCGUUAA
Molecule: messenger RNA, 1623 nt
Organism: Triticum turgidum subsp. durum (durum wheat)
Lineage: Eukaryota; Viridiplantae; Streptophyta; Magnoliopsida; Poales; Poaceae
Source: the annotation of a GenBank genome assembly